AUGGAACAUGGCUUCUAUCCUCAACACUUUGGUUGUCACAGCAUUUCUUAUCAGAAAGCAAUAGGUGGUGAUCCCACUGGUGCUGGAAAAGGAGGAGCAUCUAUAUAUGGGCGCAACUUUUCCGAUGAACUACAUGACGAAUUAAAACAUACAGGUGCUGGCAUACUAUCCAUGGCAAACUCAGGGCCAAACACUGAUGGAUCUCAGUACUUCAUAACACUAGCCCCAACAAAAUGGCUUGAUGGCAAGCACUCAAUAUUGGGUGAACGAAAGGGGGGCCGAAAAGAUGCCAACGGCCGAAAAGAUGACAAUAAAAAGUGCAGUGCGUAG
Molecule: messenger RNA, 330 nt
Organism: Daphnia magna
Lineage: Eukaryota; Metazoa; Arthropoda; Branchiopoda; Diplostraca; Daphniidae
Product: peptidyl-prolyl cis-trans isomerase-like 1
Exons: 5
Coding region: 1-330 (109 amino acids)
Biological process (GO): protein peptidyl-prolyl isomerization
Cellular component (GO): catalytic step 2 spliceosome
Molecular function (GO): peptidyl-prolyl cis-trans isomerase activity
Source: RefSeq, a predicted model, not a curated record